GACCCCCGGGUUCACAAGGGAACAAAUAGUAAUAAUAAUAAUAAUAGUAGUAGUAAGAGUACUAAUAAUACCACUUGGAAAAAUGAACGGUGUACGUGAAGAUAAACCUGAAGUUGGUCGUCUAAAGGUCAAGCAGCCGUUCAGGUGUCCUCAAGCCGGGUGUGGGGCGACUUUCUCCAAGCAACGAAGGCGACAGGAGCACGAGGCCACCCACGCCGGAAAUCAUCCAUGGCGGUGCACCGUGGGCGGCUGCAAUGGUCGCUUCUCCCGGAAGUCUCGUCUCAGCCGCCACGUGAGGCAACACGAUGGCGUCAAACUGUUCAAGUGCGAGUUUGCCACUUGCACCAAGAGUUUCUUCCAGGCCGACAAGCUGAAGAGACACACUUGCUACGCCCACGGCGACAAAGAAAAGUACUUCAAGUGCACAGAGGCUGGAUGCUCCUCGACCUUCAAGAAGAGAUGUCGCUUCAAGGAGCACCUGCAACAGCACGGCCUUGUCGCAAAAUUCAAGUGUUCAAAGGAGGAAUGCGGCGCGGUGUUUGAUUCCAGAGUGGCCCGUCGAGCCCACGAGAAGCAGCACGCAGGUUAUCGCUGUCUGGUUGCAAACUGCCCAUUGGUUGCCUCCGUUUGGAGCAUGCUUAAGAAGCACAUGGUCACACAUUCAUCAACAUUUACAUGCCAAGCCUGCAAAAAGGUGUUCAAGCGGGCCGACUCACUGCGCCGUCACAAGCGGGCGCACGCCUUGCACAAGCCGGUGCUGGUGUGCCCGCGUGACGACUGCCAGGCCUACUUCUCCACCACCUUCAACCUGCAGCACCACAUCCGCAAGGUUCACCUGGAGCUCUUCAAGUACAAGUGCUCCUUCCCAGACUGCCCGCGCACCUUCGCCAUGCGGGAGAGCAUGCUCAGACAUCUGCUUCAUCAUGACCCCAGCGUAAUAAGACAGAAGGACCACCCACGUCUCAGGAAAUCGUGGCAGAAGCGCUUGGACGGCCAAAGGCUCCCCCUGGUGGAGGACAACCUGAACCGCCUGUUUGCGCUGCGCAUGCGCAUCUCCCGCCGAGCCAAGCUGGAGGUGAACCUGGCGGGGCUGUUCAACGAGCGCAAGAUCCCGCACUACGUCGACCCGGAGGUCAACCUGCGCGAGCUGUUCAGCAUCAAGAAGCCGGCGGUCACCGGCGAGGCGGUGCCGUUGCAGGGCUAAGUUGAAGCGGACAUUUCUAGGGUGGAAUUUGGCUCUUUGUUUAAUUCAAUGUAAACGACAAUUUAAUUUAGUGGAUAACUUUAGUUGUCAAGAAUGAAACCUUUUGUUUGAAAUGUACAGUGAGACGAAAAUGAGUUGCGUUUUUGCUCGGAAGUGCUUAAGUUUCAAAUUGUCAACACUCGCCUAUUAAAUAUGAAUAAAGUGCACAUGACUAAG
Molecule: messenger RNA, 1420 nt
Organism: Syngnathoides biaculeatus (alligator pipefish)
Lineage: Eukaryota; Metazoa; Chordata; Actinopteri; Syngnathiformes; Syngnathidae
Gene: 42sp43
Product: P43 5S RNA-binding protein
Exons: 9
Coding region: 83-1204 (373 amino acids)
Cellular component (GO): nucleus
Source: RefSeq, a predicted model, not a curated record